UAAAGCCAUCUCCAAAAGCUUUUACUCCCAAAGCAGAGUUGACCUCGGAGGAGCUACCCUGAAUCCAAAUUCCAUAUCUGAUUUCUUCACAUUGCUGUUCCUCCAUCCUCAACCCAAAUUCCACAUCUGAUUUCUUUCAAUCGUUGCUUCAUUUUUAAAGCUUCAACUUCUGGCGGAACACAGAAGACAAAUCUUGAACCCAAACCGCACAAAUCACCUGAGAAGUUUGAGCCCUAAUCCCAGAAGUCAAUGUCAGACUUCCCACCGGAGAUACUGUUCGACAUCCUAUCACGCCUUCCGCCCAAGGAUUUGAUUCGGUUCCUCUGCGUUUCCAAAGCUUGGAAUGCCCUCAUCCGCCACCACCGCUUCAUCGAAGCUCAUCUUCAACGCUCCAUCCAAACCAAUUCUUUUCGCACCAUUUUACUCGAGUCGAAAGAUGACUACCGCCCAUCAAAUUUCUUUUCAUCGGCUUUCGACGACAGUGAAACGUUCGGGCCAGUCGUCGAAAUUGAGCUGCCGUUGAAAUGCCCUGACGACUAUACUGAGAUAUUGGGCUGCUCAAUUAAUGGUGUGGUUUGCGUUCACAACGGAAUGCGUAAGAAUCUUGCUUUGUGGAACCCGUCAAUUCAAAAGUUCAAGAAGAUUCCUCUCCCAACCUUUGAGAUUGAGCUGCAGGCAUCCUUAUACGGGGUCCCUGAAUAUGGAUUCGGGUACGAUUCAGCUAAUCACGAUUAUAAAAUUUUGGCAAUUGUGAAUUUUGAUUGGACGGAUGAUGCUACCAUGAGUUCUCAAGUCAGUCUUUAUAGCCUAAAGUUCAACUCAUGGAAAAGGAUCCCAAAAUUGCCUUGCGAUGGUUUCUAUGUGCAGAGUUGGGAUGUGGUGUUUUUGGACGGUGCUAUGAGUUGUUUGAUGCGGGAAUCAGAUUCAGAGAAAUAUCGAUGCAAAAUUGUAGCCCUUGAUCUUGCCAGUGAGAAGUAUAUGGAGUUUGGCACCCCGGUGGUGGAUGAGGAUGACAAUUUAAUGAUGAGUUUGAAGGUCUUAGGAGGCUCUCUAUGUAUUUGUGUUCAUCAUUAUUUUGCAAAUUCUGAUAUUUGGAUUAUGAAGGAAUACGGAGUUACAAAAUCUUGGACCUUGCUUUAUUCUUUUGAGAAAGGAGGUAUGCCUCAUGUCGGAUUUGGCAAACCUUUGGUGUUCUCAAAGAACGGUGAAAUGGUUGUUCUUGUGUAUGUAGAGCGGACCACCGUUGUUUUUCGGUGUGAUUUAAAGAAAAAGAGAGCCAAACAAGUUCGAAUUUGUGGUCUGCCAACUUCCUUCGAUGGAACCAUUUGUGCGGGCAGCCUUUCUCUUCUUGACGGCGAUCAGAUGACCAUUGGAAGGCAGCAGUAAGUCCCUUGUAUCUAUGAUAAGUGGACAUUUCAAGCGGUGAAUUUAUCGAUCUGGUAGUCCAAGCAAUAACAAAAGAAAAGAUGAUCCAAAUCUGUGAACUUGUGCGCUCCUUCCCUUAUUCUCGGCUUAUUGAUCUUUGUAAUGAAUCCUUUUCUUAUUAUGGUAACCGUGUGUGUUAGUUUGUUAGUUUGUAAACUUGUGAUGUGAUGUUUUCGUUUUGGUAGUUCUAAGUCUUUGUUUUAUGUCUAUUUGGUGUUAUGGUGUAUGAAUAAUGGUUGAAGUGCUACAAUUUCAUGCAUCUAAUAGACAAUGUUCCUCA
This is a messenger RNA of Pyrus x bretschneideri (Chinese white pear), 1705 nucleotides long. Its product is annotated as F-box protein CPR1-like. The transcript has a single exon. The coding region runs from base 250 to 1386 and encodes 378 amino acids. NCBI's taxonomy places the organism in Eukaryota, Viridiplantae, Streptophyta, Magnoliopsida, Rosales, Rosaceae. Gene Ontology annotation, molecular function: protein binding. The record is from RefSeq and is a predicted model, not a curated record.